AUGAAAUUUUGGAUGUGGUCCCUCUGUCCUAUUCCAGGAAAAGCCCCUGACUCAAACCAUCCUAUGGAUGCAUCUGCUUCUGCAUGCCCCACUCAAGGUAACAACUCUAGUAUCCCUUAUAGCUCUACUCAUGCCACUAGUUCUAAGGAAGAUAUGCACCACACUGAUCGUGUCAUUGGUAAUGCUUCACAGCAUGUGGCAUCUACUACUGCCAAUGCUUCACAGUCUGAUGAUCAAGAUGAUAGCUUACUUCACCACUUAAAGCCUAGUGUGGCUAAGCGUAUGAAGACUAGAAAAGGUAGAUUUGUGGCUAAAAUGAUGUCAGCUAAAACAGCUAAGAAGACUGCUGGUGUAGGUCCCUCCAAAUCUUGGAGCAAAAUUGAUGUGAAGAAUAGGAAGGUGAGAGAAGUUUCUGAGUCUGAUGAAGAUGUUGAGGAAGAUGUCCCUGACAUCUCCCUUGUGAAGAGGACAACUGUGAAGAAGUCCCCUGUGAAAGUUGUUACUUGCUAUGAGGGAUUGGUUAAGGAAUUCAUUGUCAACAUUCCUGAAGAUAUUGUUGAUAAAAACAACAAGGAAUUUUGUAAAGUUUUUGUGAGAGGGAAGUGUAUCACAUUUUCUCCCACUGUCAUUAACAAGUUUCUGGGAAGAGGUAUAGAAGGUGCAUGUCAAUUGGAAGCCACAGACAAUAAGGUCUGUAGAGAAAUUACAACAAGACAGGUGAAGGAGUGGCCUAGUAAAAAGCAUCUUCCUGCUGGGAAGUUGACUGUUAAGUAUGCCAUAUUGCAUAAAAUAGGAUCUGCAAAUUGGGUGCCUACCAACCACAUUUCCACAAUUUGA
Messenger RNA from Lathyrus oleraceus (garden pea), 837 nucleotides. RefSeq lists its product as uncharacterized. The coding region runs from base 1 to 837 and encodes 278 amino acids. The transcript has 3 exons. NCBI's taxonomy places the organism in Eukaryota, Viridiplantae, Streptophyta, Magnoliopsida, Fabales, Fabaceae. The record is from RefSeq and is a predicted model, not a curated record.